UGACGUACAUUCCGUUUCCGACACAGGGCGUUUAUAAAAGGAAUUUCUUACCGCGUGCGCGGCGCGCUCACUCUGUGUUAAAUCCGUGAACCAAGAACCCAGUGACUAAUUUUAGUAAAAUGGAAACUUUUAACAUGCUUCUGUUUGAGUAUCCUGAGCUGAUGUACAGUGGAUUUGGAGCGACGGCGGUCUUUGCAGGUGGCGCUCUAGUUUACAAGAUUGCCACCAGAAAGAAGCCCACUCAUGCCAGUGUCAACUGCUGGUUCUGUAAUCAAAACACAGUGGUGCCAUAUGGCAACAGGAAUUGCUGGGAUUGUCCGAACUGUGACCAGUACAAUGGCUUCCAGGAGAAUGGAGAUUACAACAAACCCAUCCCAGCUCAGUACAUGGAGCAUCUCAAUCAUGGUGUUUCUGGAAGCCCUCAAUCUGAGACGCCCAAGUCCUUGCAAUGGGUCAACUGUCAAAUGCUGUUGUGCAGGAAGUGCAAUAACAACCAGUCUACAAAGAUCAAGCAGCUGGCGUCAUAUAUCCCUAGAGAUGAUGAGAACUAUGAUGAAGAAAUUGAAGCCUUCAAGCAUCACCUGGAGCAAACUUUUAAGUUAUGCAGACCCUGUCAGACAGCGGUGGAGUAUUACAUCAAGUAUCAAAACCGCCAGCUUCGUACUGUGCUCCUAAACCACCAGCUUCGGCGUACCAGAGAGUCUGACUCAGGAUUUGUAAAGAGCUCUCAUUCGCUGUCCUCACCAGUAGGAGUUAUAAUGCUGAGGGUCCUUGCCUUCCUGUUGUGUGCUUUCGUACUUACCACGUCAUUCUGUGACUUCCCACAACAACCUGUCUCACCAAGUGGCCCGCAGACGUUAAGUGGAGGUGUCACGCCUCCAAACCCCACAUCCAACAAUGCAACCUCCCCCAACAACAACAUUAGUGCUGCUCUGCUUGUGUGGCAGGGUGUGCUGGAGGUUCUACCAGACAGGGUCAUAGAAAAUGCCCAGAUAGUGUGGCAACACGGAAAGAACAACCAACUGGUGACCGUCUCUGCUGGCCUGUUGACCUGUCUCACGGCUAUCUUCUUUGCAGGACCCACGAGGUUGAGGAGGAUUGAUGUUGUGGCAUCAGUGCUGUGGUUCUUCACCCUGUGCCUCUACCUGUCUGAGAGCUACUUGACGAACACCUUUAGCUGGAUGGACACAGUGAAGCUCAUCACCGUCUCUCUCUGCUGCCUUGUCAGCUUUGCUGCGGCUGCUGCAACUCGCAAAUCGCUGGGUCCACGAAGAGCCAGACAUCGAAGGUCAGAAUCUGAGCAGUAAUAAAUGUUCUCAUUGGGUCAGCAGAUGGCCUUCACGCUGAGUGCAUCGUGUAAUCAGAUCAGAUACAUAACUGUGAUGAGUUUAAUGGAUUUCCUCAAAUAAAAGCCUUCAUUUGACCUAUUGCCUAGGGCACCGAGCUUUUAUUAAUUCUGAUCACUCAUUAGAAUACAUUUUAAAUCCAGCAACACGUUUCAGAGUCAAACCAGGAUUAUAUAAACACAAAUGCUUGUGAAUCGACUCCUGCUGCUUUUAAACAACUUUUCCAAAAUCUCUGACUAAUGUUUAAAUCAUAUUCUUCCUCUUUCCUUCCCACAAAGAUGCAAAUACACGGCGUUAGGCUGUUGAAACACGUUUUAAUUACCUGCUGAGAAUCAAAUUUAGUCGUAAAACUGUAUUUAUAGUGGCGCUUUUACUGAAAAAAAUGUGCCUGCAUCAGCGGAGCACACUGACGUGGAAUGGACUAAAACAAAUAAAUUAUGCUGAAUCUUUGUAGGAGGAUGUCGCGAGACUUUGAUAAAUGCUUCAACAAAACAAUCUGUGGCAAAACCCCAGUUUUUAUUUGAGGAAAUUCGUUGUUUGUUUCGUCUUUUCCCACUUGGCCGUCCUGUUUUACUGUGUUGUGAGAACGACUGACUGUGAGAUGAGAAAACGGUGAAUUCUGGGGAGACGGUUGUUAGAAUUUUACAUGAACUCUUUAUCCCCGUUUGUUGGUACAGAAAUGUAACGGUCACAAGUGUUUUUGUUUUGUUUGGUUAAUCAUGAAGUGACAGAUGAAUUAUGACUAAACCAACACUAGUAGAUAUAAACUACACAUUUACCUAAAUAAUCCUAGAAAGCUGUGCAGAAGUUAACUUUACCCUCUUAGUGAAUUUAGAAACUGUUUCACUAAAUUCACUUAUGACUUAUAUCCAAUAUAUCAGUGUUAUUUACCUGCUGUUAACUGUUGUAAUCUACACUACUGGAAUUUCUGAAUGUGUUUAGAGUGUGCUACUUUAUUUAUUAAAAAUUUGAAAGUGUUUCACUAACCAUACAUCAGUGCAAGGAACGCUACUUUGUAAGAUCUAGUUGUAAAACCUAUUCCGCCCUGUAUUACCUGUCAUUUACAGCUGAUGAAAGGAAAAGCUUGGAUGAUUUGGGGAGUAAAUAUGUGGUCGUGUGAGUUUGCUGUUAGAUCGGAGCGGGGCGAUCCUGCGUUGGAGUUGACUGGAAACAGAAAUCCAAGAAUUAUUUUCCUGGAACGAUGAAACAAAGGAAAAUGGAAGAUAUCAGAUUAGGGCUUUAUUAUACGUGCAAAUUUUAACAAACUAUCAAUUGUGGAGUGUUGCAAAUGCGGCCUUAAAAAUGUAAAUUAUAGCUCAACAGUGCAGCGUACAGCAGUGUUGUAUAGGUGUGUCAGUUUACACCCAUGCAACCAGUUAUUCAUGUCUGAGGAGGUGUGUGUGUGUGUGUGUGAGGCUACAGGGGGAGGCUAUGGUGUACACACAGCUGAAAUGGCUGAAUUCACUAGCUUAUUUUUGGUCAAUAACUUGUGAAAUCCUUUUGGUGCAUUAAAAAUGUCGCUUAUAGUCGAGUAAAAUGCGCUUAAUACAAAAUUCAGCCAUAAUCUCAAAGGUCUUGUUUUAUGCUGUUUGAGUCCUCCUGCAUCUCUGUUUAAAAAUACUUUUGUUUUCACCCGUUUAUUACUUGAAAUUGUUCUUAAGCUUCACCAGAAAGCCUGACGAACGUGCUCUAAUGUGCACAAGUUUCACAAACUAAAGUUAAAAAUAUGAUUAGAAAUGACACAAAAUCUGAAAUGACAAAAAAGGGUUUCAGGUACUUUGACUUUUAGACUUGUCUGCAUUAAAGUGAGGUUGCCUGCAGAAGUUAUAGGUUAUGAUGACAGAGAUGCAUCUGAAGGACAUUUUGAAGAUUUUCAGUGUUUAAUUAUGUUGGAUUGUGAGCGUAAGACUUGUGGUCUAACUAUUUUAUUAGAGUACCUUUACUGGACACUUGUAGAUGUCAAAAGACCAUUUUGGUUAGAGGUGGCUGUUCUGUCAAUGAAGAGGCUUCACAACAUUAAGUUCCAUUUUACUGGAUUUGAGUUUUAGGGGCGGGAAUUAAUACGUUUUUAUCAAUAUCAAUGGCAUUGUAGAUUGUGUCUAUUGAUCCAAUUCUCUUAUCAAUUCCAGAUUACAGAUCGCAAAAACUAACUGCGCACAGCUCCUGCGUUAUAACAGUUUCUUUAUGAUAAUUAAUGAGUUGUACCUGUAUCGGUUGGAAAUAUCUUUCCAAAUGUUCUCCUUUAAGCUCGUCUUCUUGUUUGGUGCACAGGUCAUCACAGGUCAGACCUUUGUCCCUGGAGUCUGCUAGUGUAGAGGUAAAUGACGCUAACAUGAUAGGCAGUGCUAGGUUAUUAGUUACCAGAAGUAUUAACAGGAGAGGAUGUGCAAACGUCACCGCUGCUGCUGUGUUGAUAUUCACUAGUCCAGAGCGAGUCAAAACACGUCAAUAACUUAGUUUUAGCGUACUUUGUGCCCAACAGCUUUUGUAUAUUCUGAAUGCUUCCUUCCUUGAUGAAAUAUCUACUUUGCAAUUCUUGCAAGUUACCCUGUUGUCUUGUUUUCUUGUAAUGUAUAACCAAACUUUCGAGCGUUUGUGCCGCUUAGACGCCAUGUUUCCUGCUUCCGUAAGCUACGCAACAUGCGCGAUGACGUCAUUGGCGCCGACCGGAAUUGAUGAGGGCAAUCAUUUGCAAAAGUGGCGAACGAUUCCUAAGGAUUCAACCAAUGGGAACCGGUUCUCAACAAGAACCAGUUUUCGAUUCCCAACCCUAGUGAGUUUAGACAAAACGUGUGUAUGGUCUGUCCCUGAUUGGCGUAUGUCAUUGGAAUCACAAGAAUCCCAGCGUUCCAUUUAUGUAAAAUAUUUUUUGUACAUUGUAAGUACAAAUCUGCUAUUAAAAAGACAAUGAAGGCCUAUCAUCACGUUCAAUAAAUUUGUCCAACCCCAACCUCACCUGCAGAUUAAAGGUGUGGUUUACUGUUUAUUCAAUACAGUGUUGUCUAGUGUCAAUCAAAGCCUUAUGAGUAAUAAAAAAAAAAGGCUAUGACGCUCCUGUUCUGAGAUGCAGCCUUCCUGCAGGCAGGCACAAGCCAAGAUGGGUGAGGUCGUAAAUGCAAAUUUACAGUGUGACAUCACAGUGUGAGGAUUUUCAAAUCCUAGCAUUUCACCAUCUAUUUUUUAUCAUAAUCUGUCACAGGAUAUAGGAGGAGGAGAUAGUUUUCAUGUUCAGCUUGCAUGAAAAACUCCAGAUUAUACUCAGACCGAUUUAAAAGAUGGUUUUUCAGUCAACCACACCUUUAAAUGCCUGCAUUGAUGUGAUCGAAUCUGUCUGCUUCAUGUCUGGAUCGGAGCUCUGUCUGGCGAUCACACCAGCUGUGUGCACUCAUCAUCCUCAUGCUGCGAAACUAAAAAAGUAGAUCCAAUCACUUCCAGACACAUAACUGUCCAUUUUUAUUGUGCAUAAACUGGAUUUAUGUUGUUUUUUUUACUGGCUGCUGGUAGAUGAUUACCUGUACCAGGUGCAUGGCUUGUUUUGGGGUUUUGCUGUUAAGGGUUUCUGUUGGAUUUGUUGGACUGGUGCUUCAAACAAACAUAAGGAACUCAAAUUAGAAAAUAUUAGCCAAGUUUACAUGCGCACAAUUAAUCAAAUUGAACGCCCAAUCAGAUAAAAAAUUCUGCAUGUAAACAUGUCAAUCGGAAUGUUCUGAUCCGAUUCGGCCCGAUCGGAAUAAAAUUUCAAUCCGAUUGAAAGAGGUGGUUUUGUCCGAUCAUCAUUCCGAUUGAUGUGCAUGUACACAGCCUUUUGGAUUGUUGGAGAAAAUAAAUGCCCACUGUGCAUGUGUGCAACAGCUAGCAAGCCUCCCUGUUGUCAUUUAGACUUCCUGACCUAGAAAAUGACGGCCUAAUUAACGAGCACCGACUUUUUAAUUUGAUGGCAAGCCGUCCCCGUUUCUGUAAUUUCUAAUUCAGAACAUUUUGUGGAAGUAAAAUGAAAAUCUGAUUAUUGCAAAAAUCAUUCUGCAAACGUGUUUGAGUCUGUACUGGAUAUACGCAGAUUCAUUUUGUGUUUGCAGCUCAGAUCCUCGCUUCUGUGAAUGCAGCAGGUGGAUGGAGGCGCGCUCAAAUAGAAGACUGAGUAACACCGGUUAAUCAGACCUGGUUUGAGUUUACGGAGUCUGAUGUUGAGUAGAAGAACAUCCUCAGUUAAAUAUUCUGGGCGACUAUCUGUGUAAAAGCACGUUAACGCAGAUUAGAUAAGAUGCGGUUCGUUUAACACAUAAUGAACACGGGCUUCCAAACUUUCUGAACAUCUCCUGUUGUUUAGUUUGAACCAAAUUUUCUCGACGGUUUCAGCUGAUUGUCACAUUUUAUUAAUAAUAAGCCACAACAGAGCUCAGUCAUAACACGCGAGUCUGAACCGCCACCCUCCACUUCGCUGCACAGCCAUCACGUCAGACCCGCGGACCAGCCGAUCAAGAGGCAGAGAAGAGGGUAACCCUCCCUUAUCUUAAUAUCGCCAACAAUAAAAUGCAGCAAAGCAUAAAUCUGCAGUUAUUCACUGGAGAAAACUUCUAUGAACAAAUAAAAACAUUAAAUUGAUUAAAUGAAUCAGGAAAGCAGGAAGAAUUGUUUUUCUGUUUUUACGUUUUUCAUUUUGUUUCAUGAUGGUGGUUUACAUUUUUUUUUCCAGGAAAGAAAAGUGCGCAUGCUCUCCCUAUUUAACCUGAUUGAAUAAUUGAUAAACUCUCGGCAUGAUCGGAUCAUUUCAGUUAGUGUGCACGUAAACAGAGAUUCGGGAGUUACAACCAACUAAGAUCUGAAUCGGAUUGGGGAAAUUUGGCGUAUGUAAACGUGGUUAUUGAUGGAGUAUCCACUUCUUGCCUUAGCUUCAUUUCAACAAAAUAAUUAUAUUUUCCAAAUUUCUCAUCUUCCUCAAUCAGACAGCAUUUACUGAUCAAAUAUAAACACCUUGCAUGCACUAAUAUUUCACUUCUUUAUUUUGGCUGGUUUGACCCAGACCCUAUCUACAAACAUGAAAUGAUUAGUUGAGGUGGCUGGAGGGUUAAUAGACUACAGAUCUUAACUUGUAGAGAGUUUUUAAGCAUUAGUGAAGUAAUUUGUAGAUUAAAAGGAAACGUUUUACAACAUGUGGGGUAAUUAUCUGUACUAAUUAAGUUAAUUAGAGGAUUCUCUUUAUGAAAUUAAAGUCGGUGCAUUGUGCGGAAUAAACGUAACUUUUAUUCCACAACAUGAUCACAGUUACACUUUAACUCUCAUUUAAGGUAUUUGAAAUUAUACCAUGCUUCCAAAUAUAACAGUGAUUGUUCUGACAUGAAUUUGAAUAUGUUUGUCCUCAAAAUAACCAAAACAAUGCAUGUUUAGACAAAACAACAACGUGCUAAACAUUUACAGCGUUUGUUCAAGUCUCUAGUCUUCAUGUUUCUUAUCUUGUCAGGUUUGUAAUGUCCAUUUUGGGUAUUUCCUAUUUCCUGCAUGUUUUUCUGAUGUUUUUUAAACUAUAAGCUAUGUGAAUGUUUGAUCUCACCAAGUAAAGCAUUUAGUUCCAAAGGCACUGUGCUGAUUUUUGGUUAUUAUAUACCUCUGCUGUUAUUUAUGAGAACUUAUAUGUAAAACAUUUUACAAUAAUUACGUCCUUAUUUUAGUUUUCAGCCUGUUUUUACUGCUUUAUUAUGAUGAUUCAUUAUGUAGCCAUCAAAUGUGAUUUUGUCCCAGUUCAUUUGACCAUUUGGGUAUUUUCUAUGCUCAGCUGCAUCAACAUCAGUCUGUGAAUUAAGUUGUUCCAUGGAGACGUAGCAGCAUCGCUGCUGAAGUGUUGCGUGCAGUAAAGUUACAUUUUGUAAUCAAGAGACAAAAGUUGUUUGUGUCGGGAUCCAUUUUUUAGAUUUAUCUGUAGCAAUGCUUGUUGUGUGUGGAAUAAAAUAAAGAGUUGGAGAAAGAAAA
Messenger RNA from Nothobranchius furzeri (turquoise killifish), 7310 nucleotides. It is a transcript of the gene tmem201, whose product is annotated as transmembrane protein 201. The record is from RefSeq and is a predicted model, not a curated record. Lineage: Eukaryota; Metazoa; Chordata; Actinopteri; Cyprinodontiformes; Nothobranchiidae. Gene Ontology annotation, biological process: nuclear migration along microtubule. Gene Ontology annotation, molecular function: actin filament binding; lamin binding. Gene Ontology annotation, cellular component: nuclear inner membrane.